Molecule: messenger RNA, 303 nt
Organism: Rangifer tarandus platyrhynchus (Svalbard reindeer)
Lineage: Eukaryota; Metazoa; Chordata; Mammalia; Artiodactyla; Cervidae
Source: the annotation of a GenBank genome assembly
AUGGCGCAGCUGACGAAGAGCGGAAGGACGUGGCGUGUGGAGGCACAGCCUCCUCCCACGGCUCACCCACCGGCGCGAGAGAAGUUGCACAGGAUCGGUUCCCAGCGGCGGUGGGGAAUCGACUGGCCGCCAGGGAGGAACCUGGAGAAGCCUUGGAGUGUGGCCGAGGAGGCCCCACGCUACUUGCAUGGGGGUGGUGACCGGAGGGAAGGAGGGAGGCACCGGACACCUCUGCGUGCGGAGGGAACAGAGCCUGUUCCGCAAAGGACAGGAUGGAUCGUGUACGCAACAAAACCAGCCUGA